Molecule: messenger RNA, 1034 nt
Organism: Cydia strobilella
Lineage: Eukaryota; Metazoa; Arthropoda; Insecta; Lepidoptera; Tortricidae
Exons: 5
Coding region: 127-597 (156 amino acids)
Source: RefSeq, a predicted model, not a curated record
AAUUGUGAGUAUAGCUCAAUUUUAAAAGAAUCCGGGGCCCCGUGCAAAUGCACAUGCAGUAGUUAUCAUUACCAGUUUUGCUAAGAUUAAAUAAGUAAUUAUUUAAUAAUAGUGUAAUAUUUUGAGAUGAAUCAAAAUAUAAGUGACGCUGAGAUCUCGAGUUGCCAUGAGAUAGAAGAAACGCGCAGAGAGGCAGAAAGAGUAGCACUGGAGGCGCUGAGGCGCCGCGUGAACGACAUCAUACGCUUAGCUAUAGAAGAAGACGACGGGAUAGUCGGGGAGAGAGACGUGCUAGCCCUAGAGCUUGAAAACGAGCUUCGAUCCGAGAGCAGGUACAGCGAGUUGCUGAACGAGGCGCAGCAGGCCUCCCGCGAUCAGCUGCAGGUGAUGCUGGAGUUGCAGACCCAAUUAACAAAUGCUAACGUGGACACCGUGCACCUGCUCACGUCACUGCAGGAGCUUCGCGAACGAAACCACGCCACUCUCAGAGCCGAUCCUAUCUAUGCUCUGGUCCAAGAGGAACGCGAGAUGCAACAGAAGUUGGACGACAUGGGUAUUUACGUGUACCCGCCGACCGGCUCCCAAUUUUGCCAGUGACUCUGGCUACGUUUGAAGGUUCCAAGAGAAAUAUACCUACUAAGACAACCAUUGACAUGAAUAUCGUGAACAAUCCUUUGCUGUCGUAUUUUCUCGGAAACGUUGGUAUUAGUCAUGUUACUUCAGUCAACCUCAGUAUUUUUUUUAGGUAGGCCGUAAUUAAUGAAACAAAUACAACCUAGACUGUAAUUAAUAACAUUAACAUAUAAAACACCUACCUUCCUGUAGCUGCUCGGUGGCCUAUUUACUUUAAAGUCUUUCAUUUUAUUUUAUUUAGGUUUUUUAUUUUAACAAAUCCAAAUCACAAUUGUGUUGGCUGCUUUUGAUUUGUGGAUGGCUAGAAGAACGCGUGGCCCUCCUAAUAAAAUGGUAGAUCGCGUUUCUAGGAGUUAAAUGGUGUAAAGCGAUUAUUUGUAAAUAAAUAAAUAAUAAUUUUA